CCCCAUUCCCCUUGAUCAGCAUGGUGGGCCUGUGCACGGCAGGCCAUACGCAGAUGCAGAUGUAGCCGCGAGGAGGUGCGCGUCGGGGCGAGGAAGGUGGACACAGGAGGAGAAGAGAUGGGUUGCAGCGCUCAGCAGAUGGGAUCGUGGGGGUCCGAUGCUGGGCUGACCCUGCAGCCGCGCGGGCGCGAGGUUUACGCGCUGGGGUUCAUCCCCGUGGGCACGGCCACCGGCUCGCAGCCCCGCCGCCACGACACCUCCUCCGUUGCCCCUCAUCGCCGCUGGCCAGGGUCUUUGCCGCUCGAGCCAGAUCUGCGACGAUGCUGGAUGGGCCCCCCCCCGUGGCCAGGUCUCCGACGACAUGAUUUUGGCAGCCCGGGUCGUUCACUCGAUCUUGGCAUCCGGGGCCGUUUGUCGGGCCCGGGGGCCAUCAGAAAUGGAUCGAUCUCCGACGACAUCGUUUUUCUCCACCGGCGUUGUUCCUCGAUUUGAGCCUCCGAGGGGGCCGUUUUCGGGCCAGGGAGCCGUCAGAAAUGGACAGCGAUCUCCGACGGCCCGGCUUUUCAGCUGGCGUUUCGUGCUCAAGUCGGCCUUGGGUCCGCGCAUCGAGUCCAUCGUCUCGUCAGUCGUGAGCGGCCCCGUGCUCGCCGCUGGAGCUGCGGCCGGCGCGGCCGCUGGCGCCGUCCUCGCGGCGCCGCUGUACUGGUCCUGGAGGCGACGGGCGCAAGAAGCUCACCGGGCAGAGCUGCGCCUUCAGCCUGGGCCGCUCGGAGCGCAUCUAGGGCGCGCGGACUUCCUAGACCUCGUGACCCGAGCAGACCUCUUCGAGGAGGCAGAGCGGAGGGCACAAGAAGAAGAGGCCGCCAAGAAGGCAAAGGCCGCUGCUGCAGAGGCCGAAGCAGAGGAGCGCGAGAGGGCUGAGGAGUCCGAGAGGGCUGCCGCGAGAGAGAAGGAGAAGGAGAGAGAGAAGGAGAAGGAGAAAGAGAGGGAGAAGGCGAAGGAGAAAGCAACGCAGAAAGAUCCCGACAAGGCGGGGGAGGACGAGGAGGCCGACAAGGUCGAGAAGGAGGAGGAUGGCAAGAGGCCAGGUCCGCAGGAUGACAAGAAGUCGAGCCCACCUGCUGAUGACAAGGACGACGCGGCGGCGGCGGCGAAGCCUGGCGACGAGCGCUCGGCGGCCGAGACGGCGGGCGCCCCGGCGACGGACGGCGCGGCGCCUGCGCCGGAGCGGCCUGGGAAGCAAGAGGCGAGCGCCAGCCCUCCUGCCAAGGGCAAGCAGCGCAAGCGCAGCCCUAGCAAGGAGCGCCAGAAGCGCAGAAGUCCCAGCAGGCGUGCCGAGCGCAAGCGGAGCCGCAGCCGGCGCCACAGCGGCGCCAGGGGCGCCAGGCGCAGCCGGAGUCGCAGGCACAGCCGCAGCCGCAGGAGACCGGGAGGCCGCGGCCGCUCCCGCUCCGCCUCCAGGGACCGCAAGAGGAGGUCGGCCUCCAGAGGAGGCCGCAAGAGGAAGUCCGCGUCCCGAGAGAGGAGGAGGCCCGAGGCGAAGGAGAAGCCCAGGGAUCGAGACAAGGAGAAGAAAAGCAAUAAAGAUCAGAAAGAGUCCAGAGCAGAGAAGGCCGCAGCGUCCCCUGACAAGG
This is a messenger RNA of Prorocentrum cordatum, 1634 nucleotides long. NCBI's taxonomy places the organism in Eukaryota, Dinophyceae, Prorocentrales, Prorocentraceae. The record is from the annotation of a GenBank genome assembly.